AUGUCACACCCCGAAGAAGUGGACGACGACCUCCUCGACCUCGAAGACGCCGCCGAGGAGAUUGAAAACUCGGCCGACGACAUCGCAAUGGACUCGGACGCCGAGGACGAGGGAGGAGAAGAAGACGAAGACGAAGAGGUGCUCCUGCAAAACGACUCCAUCGCCUACUUCGACCUCCCGCCAGACUCCCUCUUCACCAUCGCCCAGCACCCCGUGCACCCCUCUCUCGUCGCAGUGGGCGGCUCGGCAGGGCCCCAAGAGGACGCCCCCGGCGCAGGAUGGCUCCUGGAUACGUCGGCCGCCGCGUCACGGCCCGUCCUGCCCGCCAGCUACGCCAGCAACCCCGCCGAGACGCCCAAGAGCACACAGCUCGACAGCCUGUUCGCCCUCGAGGGCCACACCGACUCCAUCAACACACUCGCCUGGACGCUGCCCCGCGGCGAGUUCCUCGUGAGCGGCGGGCUGGACGGCCGCGUGAAGGUGUGGAAGGCCGACACGCGCCCCGGCGCCGUGGAGAUGACGCCGGUAGGCGACGCCCAGGAGGUCGAGGAAGUAAACUGGAUCUCGCCGUGUCCCUCGCCAAACCACCAGAACACGGUCGCGCUCGGCGCGUCCGACGGCUCAGUAUGGGUGUACACCAUCGACGCCUCGGACGCCUCGAACCCCCUACAAAUCGUGCAGAGCUACUUCCUGCACACGGCGCCCUGCACCGCCGGCGCCUGGACGCCAGACGGACACCUGCUGGCGACCGUGUCCGAAGACUCGUCCCUCUACGUCUGGGACGUCUGGGGCGACGCGGCCGCGCGCAACGUCACCGGCGAGAACGGCAUGACGGUGGUCUCCCUGACAGGCGAGGACCAGCGCUUCGAGGUCGACGGCGGGCUGUACUCCAUCGUCAUCGACCCCAAGGGAUCCUUCGUCGCGACCGGCGGCGCGGGCGGCGCCGUGAAAGUCGUCUCGCUGCCGCGUCUGUCGGCCGCGGAUGCUACCGCCGGCGGACAGAUCCUGGCGUCGCUGCACACGCAGGGCGACAGCGUAGAGUCGCUCGCCGUGUCACUGACGGCCACCACUCCGCCGACGACGCUCUUGGCGGCCGGGUCCGUCGACGGGUCCAUCUGCGUGUACGACGCGGCGCGGCGCUUCGCUGUGCGGCGCCACAUUGCCGCCGCGCACGAGGACCAUUCCGUCGUCAGGCUGGAGUUUGUGAAGAAUACCUGGUUGUUGACGAGCUGCGGCAUGGACGGCGUCGUCCGCAGAUGGGACUUGAGAAGCGGUGGCGCCACGGAUCGAGGUCUUGUCAACGAGUGGAAGGGCCACAGGGGCGGCGGCGAGGGCGGCGGCGUCAUGGGCUUCGUGCAGGGCGAGACGGGCGAGAGGGUCGUCACGGCGGGUGACGAUGGCGUGGUUCUUGUUUUCGAGGCGUAA
This is a messenger RNA of Metarhizium album ARSEF 1941, 1425 nucleotides long. Its product is annotated as 60S ribosome biogenesis protein Sqt1. The transcript has a single exon. Gene Ontology annotation, molecular function: protein binding. The record is from RefSeq and is a predicted model, not a curated record. Bases 1 to 1425 code for a protein of 474 amino acids. NCBI's taxonomy places the organism in Eukaryota, Fungi, Ascomycota, Sordariomycetes, Hypocreales, Clavicipitaceae.